Messenger RNA from Cyanistes caeruleus (blue tit), 1499 nucleotides. The record is from RefSeq and is a predicted model, not a curated record. Lineage: Eukaryota; Metazoa; Chordata; Aves; Passeriformes; Paridae.
GGGACACACCUGGGGACACUGGUGACGUCACAGACACACCUGGGGCCAUUGGGGACACACCUGGGGACACUGGUGACGUCACAGACACACCUGGGGACAUUGGGGACGUCACUGACACACCUGGUGACGUCACUGACACACCUGGGGACACACCUGGGGACACACCCGGGCAUGGGGACACACCUGGUGACGUCACAGACACACCUGGGGACAUUGGGGACACACCUGGGGACAUUGGUGAUGUCACAAACACACCUGGUGACGUCACUGACACACCUGGGGACAUUGGUGACGUCACAGACACACCUGGGGACGUCACUGACAUGCUUGAUGAUGUCACAGACACACCUGGGGACGUCACAGACACACCUGGUGACGUCACAGACACACCUGGUGACGUCACGGAUACAUCUGAUGACGUCACAGACACACCUGGGGACACACCUGGGCAUGGGGACACACCUGAUGACGUCACAGACACACCUGAUGACGUCACGGAUACACCUGGUGACGUCACAGACACACCUGGGGACAUUGGGGACGUCACAGACACACCCGAUGACAUCACUGACACACCUGGGGACAUUUCAGGGGAUUUUGGGGACAUUUCCGGGGUUUUUGGGGACAUCUCGAGAUGUUUUGGGGACAUUUGGGGGAUUUUUGGGGACAUUUCCGGGGUUUUUGGGGACAUCUCGAGAUGUUUUGGGGACAUUUCUUGGGAUUUUUUUGGGGAAAUUUCUUGGUUUUUUGGGGACAUUUUUGGGGAUUUUUUUGGGGACAUUUCGGGGCAUUUUGGGGACGUUUUCGGGGUCGCCUCGCGGCGUUUCCUCGGGGACCCCCUGCCCGUUUUUGGGGACCUCCCGGGGGACUUGGGGCUCCUCCUCGGGGACCCCUUUGGGGACGAUUUUGGGGACAUUUGGGACAGUUUUGGGGACAUUUGGGACAUCAGGGACCCCCCCGGGGACAUUUGGGGGAUCUGGGACCCCUCUGGGGACAUCGGGGACACUUUUGGGGACAUCGGGGACACUUCUGGGGACACUUUUGGGGACAUUUGGGGACACCCCCCCAGCAGGGUGCCACCCAAGGGGUCCCUGGGGGUGUCCCCAAGGGGGUCCCCAGCCCCUGGUGGCCUCGGGGACAUCUCUGGUGGCCCUGGGGUCAUCUCUGGUGGCCCUGGGGACAUCUCUGAUGGCCUUGGUGACCCUUUUGGUGGCCCUGGGGUCAUCUCUGGUGACCUCGGGGACAUCUCUGGUGGCCUUGGGGACAUCUCUGCUGGUCUUGGUGACCCUUUUGGUGGCCCUGGGGACAUCUCAGAUGGCCUUGGUGACCCCUCUGGUAGCCUUGGGGACAUCUCUGGUGGCCCUGGGGACAUCUCUGGUGGCCUCGGGGACAUCUCUGGUGGCCCUAGUGACCCUUUUGGUGGCCCUGCUGACCCCUCUGAUGGCCUUGGUGACCCUUUUGGUGGCCCUGGGGACAUCUCUGGUGGCCUUGGGGACAUG